This is a messenger RNA of Impatiens glandulifera, 1169 nucleotides long. RefSeq names its product tryptophan synthase alpha chain-like. The coding region runs from base 47 to 1012 and encodes 321 amino acids. Gene Ontology annotation, biological process: L-tryptophan biosynthetic process. Gene Ontology annotation, molecular function: tryptophan synthase activity. Gene Ontology annotation, cellular component: cytosol; chloroplast. NCBI's taxonomy places the organism in Eukaryota, Viridiplantae, Streptophyta, Magnoliopsida, Ericales, Balsaminaceae. The record is from RefSeq and is a predicted model, not a curated record. The transcript is spliced from 8 exons.
AAUUCCUCUGCCAUAAUCGUCUUCUUCUUCCUCGUGGAUAUCUCCCAUGGCAGGAUUUACCUUGAAUCUGAAAGCCGCCACAUUAUUUCAAGCCAACCCCGUCGAGGGACGCCGUCACUCCCUCUCCCUUUCAUAUCCCCGCAGCUUUGCUAUUCCAACCAACAGAUCAUCCAAGUCGAUGCUGGCAAUGGCCAGUCUCACCGCUGCACCUUCUGUUCGUUCUCUCUCCGAGACUUUCGACCGCUUGAAAGCAGACGGAAAAGUGGCAUUUAUUCCAUAUAUUACUGCUGGUGAUCCUGAUCUGUCAACAACAGCAGAAGCACUUAAAAUCCUUGAUUCUUGUGGAUCAGACAUUAUAGAAUUAGGUGUUCCAUACUCUGACCCCUUGGCAGAUGGACCAGUUAUACAGGCUGCCACUACUCGUGCUUUGGCUAAAGGAACAAAUCUAGAUUCAAUCAUUUCAAUGCUGAGAGAGGUGAUACCACAAUUAUCAUGUCCAGUUGCAUUGUUUACGUAUUACAACCCCAUACUUAAGCGUGGAAUUGAGAAGUUCAUGGAAACUAUCAGAGACGUUGGUGUACAUGGACUUGUGGUCCCUGAUGUUCCUUUGGAGGAGGCAGAUAUCUUGAGACGGGAAGCUGUCAAGAAUAAUAUUGAAUUGGUCCUUUUGACAACACCUACUACACCAACAGAAAGAAUGAAAGCCAUUGUUGAAGCUUCGGAAGGAUUUGUGUAUCUGGUGAGUACAGUUGGAGUGACUGGAGCUCGUGCCACGGUUAGUGGUCAAGUUCAAAACCUUCUGCAGGAUAUUAAAAAGACAACAAAUAAGCCGGUGGCAGUUGGGUUUGGGAUAUCGACCCCUGAGCAGGUGAAGCAGACGGCUGCAUGGGGUGCAGACGGUGUGAUCGUGGGGAGUGCGAUGGUGAGGCUUCUUGGUGAAGCAAAAUCCCCACAAGAUGGAUUGAAAGCCUUGGAAGAAUUCACCAAAUCACUCAAAGCUCCUCUUCUUUGAUCUAAUCAUCUUAUAUAUAUAUUAUGUACUAAUUAUUAAAUAAGGAAAGAGGGAAAAAAGGACUAUAGUUUUGUUUUUCCCAUGUCUUUAAGUUUCUUGUAAAAACAUUUUCUUUCUUUUCUUUCUCAAUUACAGAAUUUUACAAUUCUCUUUUUUA